AUCCUCAAAGGACUCAGAAGCAACAUUUGAGUCACAACAAAUAGCAAAGCUAAUUAAGCUCUGUCAAAGUCUCCCAUUAACAUUCAUUUGUGCUCUUUUUAAGCUUUGCUAAAAUGAAUUAUUCUACAUUUGGCUUCAUCUUAGUCCUUCUUCUUGCUCUCUCUUUCCAAACAACACUAGGGGAAUCAAGAACAAGAGACAGCAACACGAUAAAGUGCGAGGAUUUGGAGAAAAGCAAGUGUGCAUUUGCAGUAUCAUGGUUGGGAAAAAGAUGUGUGCUUGAAAAGUCAGUGAAACGUAGCGGAGAAGAAGCAUUCACAUGUCGGACGUCGGAGAUCGAGGCCGACCGAUUACAGAAUAUCGUCGAAACAGAGGAGUGUGUCGAAGGUUGUGGCCUUGACAGGAACACCCUCGGCAUCUCCUCCGACUCCCUUCUAGACACUUGCUUCACUCGCAACCUCUGUUCCUCUCGUUGUUACAACCAUUGUGCCAAUGUUGUCGACCUCUUCUUUAACUUGGCCGCCGGUGAAGGUGUUUUUCUUCCAAAGUUGUGUGAAGUUCAAGGAGGAAAUGUGAGAAGAGGAAUGUCGGAGAUUAAAAGCUCGGGGAUUGUUGCACCAGGACCAAUUCAACCGGUCUCUUUGUCAAUUGCACCGGCAGUUGCACCAGGGCCGAUUCAGCCGAUCUCUUUAUCAGUUGCUCCAGCAGUAGCUCCGACAAUGAAUGGUGUUUGAUCAUCUUUACAUGAAGGGAAAAGAAAAAGAAAGACUAUGAUAUUAGAUAGUUUAUAUAUAGAAAACAUAAGUUUCAAUAUUAUAUAGUUUUAGAUUGUGUGAUAGAGUUGCUUAAAAAAAAAGAUUGUGUGAUAGGGUGUGGAUGCAUGGAAGAAGGCUAAAGAGCUUGUGUGUAUAUGCCUUUUGGUCGGCGGCCUUUCCAUUUCUUAUACUAUUGUAAUGGGAUUUAGAUAUACUACGAAAUAAAAAUAAUAGUGUUUAUAUUGUUGGUGAGAAA
This is a messenger RNA of Benincasa hispida (wax gourd), 1011 nucleotides long. RefSeq names its product PAR1 protein. NCBI's taxonomy places the organism in Eukaryota, Viridiplantae, Streptophyta, Magnoliopsida, Cucurbitales, Cucurbitaceae. The record is from RefSeq and is a predicted model, not a curated record.